Molecule: messenger RNA, 2060 nt
Organism: Myotis davidii
Lineage: Eukaryota; Metazoa; Chordata; Mammalia; Chiroptera; Vespertilionidae
Gene: IGFBPL1
Product: insulin like growth factor binding protein-like 1
Exons: 6
Coding region: 1-480 (159 amino acids)
Biological process (GO): regulation of signal transduction; regulation of cell growth
Cellular component (GO): extracellular region
Molecular function (GO): insulin-like growth factor binding
Source: RefSeq, a predicted model, not a curated record
AUGACGUCUCUGGGCGUUUGCGCACUGCGCCUGCGCGCUCGGCACGCUCCUGGAAGGCACCUGGGCCACCUGCACAAGGUGCGCGAUGGCCCCUGUGAAUUUGCUCCCGUGGUCAUCAUUCCACCCCGAAAUGUUCACAACAUCACUGGGGCCCAGGUGUACCUGUCCUGCGAGGUGAGGGCGGUGCCUCCCCCAGUCAUCACGUGGAGGAAGGUCACACAGUCUCCUGAGGGCACCCAGGCGCUAGAGGACCUGCCUGGGGACCAUGUCAAUAUCGCUGUCCAGGUGCGAGGGGGUCCUUCUGACCACGAGGCCACAGCCUGGAUUUUGAUCAACCCUCUGAGAAAGGAAGACGAGGGAGUGUACCAGUGCCACUCGGCCAAUGCGGUUGGGGAGGCCCAGUCCCACGGCAAGGUGACGGUUAGCGACCUGAGCACAUACAAAGCCCCUCGCUUCCCAGCUCCACACGACCGCAUGUGACAGAGGUCUCAGAAGCAUGACCACGGGAUGAUGGGAAAGUCAAGUUGUGGGUGGUUUCGCUGUGUGACAAGUUGGAAAAACUGUUUGUAGAUGACCCCUUUUGUAUGUUUUUAAAAACUAGAUGCAAACUAGAUUCAUAUGCAAAUGUAGUUUUUAGCAGGGCAAACACGGGGAAAAUGCCUGGACUGCACGUGGUUUUUUUAUACUUUUGAAAUGAAUUGCUCUGAGAGAAUUCUUUUUUUAACUACUCCCUCCCCGGGGGAGAGCAUGUUGUGGUGUAUUUGUAACUCUAAAGGGCUAGACGAGGGUGUGCACUGUGACCCUUCACCUCAGUUGUCUGCGGCUGAUUGGUGGAGCCCUGUGACUUAGAGUGUGUGGUAGAGCCGAGGAGGAGGGUCCCUCUGUCCUUGCCUGACCUCUCAUUUGCUGUGUGACCUGGACAGGUCCCUUCCCUCUCUGGGCCUUGGACUCUUCACCUGUGAAUGUGGCAUUUGGACUGGAUGUUACCUGUGUCUCUUUGAGCCCUGUCAUCCUAGAUAAGAUGGCCCUACAGAAAAAAACACAGCAAGUGUGGACUUAGCAUUCUUUUUUAAAUGGUAUUUCCUCAAAAACAAACACCACUGCUUCACACCAGGGAGAGGAUAGCUGGCUGCAGCUCUUCUAUUCCUGCCACUCUUCCAUUUUAAAGAAACAUUUUACCGGACUCAGGGGCCCCAUGGCUGGGCGUUGGGGGACCAAGAUGUCUACUUGUUCCCAAGCCCAGCAUUCUUGAACCAGGUGGGCAGUGGAGACCUGAUUCCUAGACAUCAAAUUGUAAAAACAGGGUCCCAUGCUCUCUCUGGGCUGUGGAACGAGAGUGUAAUAGAAGGUUUGACUUAGAGGUGUUUUGACUUCAGCCAGGAAUGGGGCUUGCUUUCUUUAUUUUAAGUGAAGAAGGGAAGAAGGAGAAUAUUUAAUGUCUGGGCUAAAAAAAAAAAAAAUAGGUAUCCUCGGCGAUUAAAACUUUUAAAAUCGGGAUCUCACCUGUGGAUAGUCCUUGAAGUUCAUGAGGCCCUUUUCCUUCUGCAGUCACUUCCCAAGUGCAGGGCAGCAGGGUGCGGGUUAGUGUCCCUGCCCCUUUCCUGAGGAAGAACCAGGCUCUGAGAGCAGAGCAGGUGCCCAAGGUCUGAAGGCCUCUGAGAGGGGCCAGACUCAGGUGCCUGCCCCUCCUUGGCGCUCUCUCCACUCCGUGGUGCUGCUUCUCGAGAUCAUCUCUAAACUUGGUAGGAGAGGCGGCCAGUUCCCCAGGCUUCAGGGAUUUCUUAUCCAGGUUCACCUCAACACUGAAAACGCAACCUUGUGCUGCCCGCGGUGGGCGUGACAUUUUGGGGUCCUUUUUGGAAUUGCAUUUUCUGCCUUUAAGGCUGGCCAUUUCACAACUGACAUUUGGGGGUGGCAACACCAUUGCAUGCUACACAGCAGUAGACGGGCCUGGGAACCCAGACACAGGAGGUCCAUGUGGGACUUCACCCCUGGCUCACGGUGUGACCCUGAGCAAGUCCCCUUCACUUUCUGCACCUCAGUUUCCUCAUUUGAAUGAA